This is a messenger RNA of Cyclospora cayetanensis, 570 nucleotides long. Its product is annotated as exosome complex component CSL4. Gene Ontology annotation, cellular component: cytoplasm; nuclear exosome (RNase complex). Bases 1 to 570 code for a protein of 189 amino acids. NCBI's taxonomy places the organism in Eukaryota, Apicomplexa, Conoidasida, Eucoccidiorida, Eimeriidae. Gene Ontology annotation, molecular function: RNA binding. The record is from RefSeq and is a predicted model, not a curated record. The transcript is spliced from 6 exons. Gene Ontology annotation, biological process: RNA processing.
AUGCCGGUUGUGCGAACUCCUGGAGAGCUCUUAGGUUCUGCCUCGGCCUUCAGCCCCGGCGAGGGCGUCUACCAGAAAGGGGGCGACCUCAGGGCCUCAGCUGUAGGCAUCGAGAAAGUCUCUCCUCCGCCGAACAACAGGGGUUUGCCAGUGCUGUCUAUACUCCGCGCUGCGCAAAGUCGCGCGGCAGUCGCUCGCGUCGGCUCCUUGGUCUUGGGUCAGGUGACUGCGGUAAAUCGAAUGUUGGUCGAAGUGGCGGUGCUGGCCGUUGAUGGGCAUGUGCUCCCAGAACCCUACAAAGGCGCAAUCAGGGCGCAGGAUGUGCGAGAGACUAUUGUGGAGAACUUCGAUAUCGCCGAAUGCUUCCAGCCCUCGGACGUCGUUCGAGCAGAAGUGCUAUCGGCGGACGGGCGAGUGUAUCUACUAGGCACUGCCGCUGACGACUUGGGCGUUUUGUGCGCGGACAGCAAAGCGGGGGGAGCCCUGCAGCCGGUAUCGGCAUUGCUCAUGCGGUGUAGCCUCACAGGGCAGCUAGAGAGAAGAAAAGUGGCAAGGCCCCCUGGGGUCUAG